Ctenopharyngodon idella (grass carp) is the source of this 2715-nucleotide messenger RNA. It is a transcript of the gene oprl1, whose product is annotated as opiate receptor-like 1. Gene Ontology annotation, molecular function: neuropeptide binding; nociceptin receptor activity. The transcript is spliced from 4 exons. The coding region runs from base 401 to 1486 and encodes 361 amino acids. The record is from RefSeq and is a predicted model, not a curated record. Gene Ontology annotation, cellular component: membrane; neuron projection. Lineage: Eukaryota; Metazoa; Chordata; Actinopteri; Cypriniformes; Xenocyprididae. Gene Ontology annotation, biological process: sensory perception of pain; neuropeptide signaling pathway.
GUUUCACUGACUCUCCAGCACAGACACCUGUUCAGACGCGCGCGCGCGUGCCACUGGCACCUGCAUGCGCGCGCCACCCCUGCGUAAUCAGCGUUUGGGUUAGCGCGUGCCAGGAGAGGGAGAGAGAGAGGGAGAGAGACUGAAAGAUACCUAGUGGAGAUGUAAGUCGCUGCUGAAGAUUCGCAACAACAACCAAGUGCUUUAGCGCACCUCCCCCUCCCACUGCGCUCGCUCAGAAAAAAAAAAAAAAAAAAAAAAAUGUUUCUCUUUUUCCUGAGAUACAGAGUGAUGUGAAUAUCAGAAACAGAGCUCUGAGACUGCCUAAAACAGAAAGAAUAGCGGAAACAGGAGUCGGACGCAUAAGCGAUCACACGGGAUUUCUUCAAACAGCGCUGCACUCAUGGAGUUCCCAAAUGAUUCCACCGGCUUUGCUGACCCCAGACACUUCCGUCUGUACAACGAAUCCCUGUUCCAGAACAACCUCAGCUCCUUCAACGGGACUGACAGCUUCUUCCCAAGGGGUGUUAAGAUCACUAUAGCAGUGGUCUACAUGAUCGUCUGCGUGGUGGGGCUGGUUGGAAACUGCCUGGUCAUGUAUGUCAUUAUCAGAUAUACCAAGAUGAAGACGGCUACCAACAUCUAUAUCUUUAACCUGGCACUGGCUGAUGCACUGGUUCUGGCUACGCUUCCCUUCCAGGGCACAGAUGUAUUCCUUGGUUUCUGGCCCUUUGGCAAUGCCCUGUGCAAAGCGGUCAUCUCCAUCGACUACUAUAACAUGUUUACUAGUGUGUUCACCUUGACCGUGAUGAGCAUGGAUCGAUACGUGGCCGUGUGCCACCCAGUGAAAGCCCUGGACAUGCGGACGCCCCACAAGGCCAAAGUGGUCAAUAUCUGCGUGUGGGUCUUGGCUUCAGCCAUAGGGGUCCCGGCUAUGGUACUUGGAGAUGUGGAAGUUGACAACGGCAUCGAGUGCAUCUUGGUUCUCCCGGAUCCUCGCAGUUACUGGGACCCGGUGUUCGGGACGUGUGUUUUCCUUCUCUCCUUCCUGAUUCCUGUGGCGAUCAUCAGCGUGUGCUACAGCCUCAUGGUGAAGCGCCUCCGCAGCGUUCGCAUCCUAUCAGGAUCCAAGGAGAAAGAUCGCAACCUUCGGCGCAUCACGCGUAUGGUGUUGGUGGUAGUCGCGGCUUUCGUUGUAUGUUGGACGCCCAUCCAGAUCAUGGCCCUGGCGCAGUCACUGGGCUUCAACUUAGCCAGCGUCCAGACGGUGGUGUUUAUGCACUUCUGCAUUGCCCUGGGUUAUGUCAACAGCAGCCUUAACCCCGUCCUCUAUGCAUUCCUCGACGAAAACUUCAAGCGCUGCUUCCGCGAGUUCUGCCACCCCUCACCAUUUGGCCUUGAUGCGCAGCAGUCGAGCCGCAUGCGCAACAUUGCGCGUGAGGUGGCCUACAACUGCAAGACUGCGGAUGGGAAUAGUAACCCCGCAUGACUAGGCGUGGAGCUGCCCCUGGUCAGCCCUGAGCCGCAACCCAAUCCAGGGACAGGAAGCUCAAACUCUGAGCUGACUCAGAUUACAACACUCUAGCACCACAGUCACCUCCGCCAGGUGGGCGGGGGAAAGGGUUGGGCUAGGAGUGAGGGCGGAGUCAAGUUAAACGACACGUCCUUUUAGGGACAAAGGGGCUCACUUUACAGUGUCUUAAUUGGAUUUGGAUGUUAUUGUCUACAAUUCUGUUCUUAUUCAAUAAUUAUUACACUUUGUCGGUCAGUGUUGCAGCCUUGUACAGAUGCUUUUUAUGUCUCUCUUUACAACAAUCAAUGUUUCUCUUGAAAUUUUUGACUGUAGGAUUUCAUGGCCUUAAACAUACUUCUGAACCUAUGGAUUAAGUGUAUCAGUCAUUUUUGUGGUAUUGCCAAGUGUUGGUCUGUACUAUAUACACUAUAGAGUAUAUAUAGUGUAUAAACAGUAUAUUAAAUGGACUGUACUAUAUAUAUUAUAUAACUAUAUAGUUAUGUUAUGACACGAAUCUGAAAAUACAGAGACUCGUAAAGCCUGAUUGUUAUUUAAAAAAAAAAAAAGUUGAUAUUUUUCUCCGUUUGACUGUACAAUAAGCAAAAAUAUUUUAUACUCAUGUACGUUUGGUAGCACAGAUUCAAGCUUAAAAAAUACUUGUAAAGAAAUGAAAACAUACUGCAAAACAGUUGCUGUAGUGUUCUAUUAUAUAUGUGCAUUCAAUGAAGUUAAUCACAUUCGAGGCUGUGCAUUGUUGAAGAUGUCUGUCAGCAUUACCUCGAUUAUUUUUUUAAUGUUUUCUGCGCCGCUCUGUAUCUUGCUUUGUUACUACAUAUGGAUUCUUCUUGAUGAGACAGACAACAAGAGCCAGCACUGUCAUGGGUUUACAUCACAGACCACUGAAUGUGAAAAAAAGAGACUAUAAAUAAGCCAAAUUAAAGAAAUAUAUAUUGAAAAUGUCAGUGAAAUAUAGAGAAAUUGUACACUUAAUGCUUAUUCCUGUAAACUUUUACUUGUUAUUAUGAUUGUUUGUUUACUUGCUGCAUUGACUGGCUGAUUAUCUACUUGCAUAUUUAUUGACUGGUGGGACCAUUUUCAGAUGGACUGAAAUCAAAUGCCAGCUAGUGCUAUGGACGUUUACACCGCCUAUAUGGGAAAUCUUUUUCUCUUCUACAUACUUAUUAAAGAGCAGUUAUCAAAAGACA